Messenger RNA from Pecten maximus, 9474 nucleotides. RefSeq lists its product as uncharacterized. The transcript has 3 exons. Bases 117 to 7037 code for a protein of 2306 amino acids. The record is from RefSeq and is a predicted model, not a curated record. Lineage: Eukaryota; Metazoa; Mollusca; Bivalvia; Pectinida; Pectinidae. Gene Ontology annotation, molecular function: DNA binding.
CAGAAACCGACCGCCAUUAGCGAUAUAUUCCCUGAAAAGCCAGCUCGCGACACAGCGUGUAGCGGACGAAGAAAAAGUUUCAAGUCAUGAAAGAAUAACGAAGCAUUUGCAAAAUAAUGGAUGAAACGGCCAUUCCAAAGAUCCCAGCUAAGCUUAUAACCAGGAGCAAAGCCAAAUCAUCUACUGGGUAUAGACAGAUUGUCAAUUUCCUAGACAAUCUAAGUCGAGAUGAGACCGGUGCUCCUGUGAAAUGGAAGUUUAACCAAACUGGGGUGAAAUUGGCUAGAGGCAUUGGCAAGAAAAUAGCUGAUGCAGGAAAGCAAGGAACUGCCCUGAAAUAUGAUGCAAGAACAUCACUUGUGAAGGCUGUUCUGAGAAAGAAGUAUUCUUCAAGUAAGACUUCUACUUCCUGUACAUCUACAAAAGGGAAAAAUGCUGGAGACAGUGAUGACUCUUCUAACAUGGUUAGUAAUGGAGACAUAGCAUCAGUUACAGAUGAAGAAAGAUUAAUAAAUGAAAACAAAAGUAUAGCAAAAAAGACAGUGAAAAGAAAGAAUGAAACUUCUGUUAAUUUGGGAGAUUCUGAGACGGCAUCUAUACCUGUGCAACGCAAAAGAGGACGACCACCAAAGAAAAAGGCUGAAAAGGAAUCAGAUUCCGUGGCAUCCGAUUCUGUACAGCAUCAGAAAUCAACAGACAGCAUGAACAAAGUGCAGUCUUGGACAAAUCUCAACCAAAAAGUAUUUAAAAAAUCACUAAUUGGAAAAUUAAUGAAGAAAAAUGCUGAAAACAUAUCGUGUGAGGAUUCAGCAGAUUCCGAUAGUAGGGUAGACUCAGAAGUGGAAACCGAAAGUGUUGCUUCCAGUGUUAGCUCUGUGUCGGUUAAAAAGAAAAUGAAACAUUUGAAUAGAACAGGUAUUGUGUUAGGUCCCGCUAAAUUGCUGAGGAGUCAAGAUAGUCUCAUGACAAGAAAGAGCAAGGGUAUGAAAGCAAGUCUUGUUCAAGCAAACCGAAAGCCAAGAAAGAGAACGUUGAGUGGAGAAUUUGAGUUGUUAGAUGAAAGCCUUCUAAGGAAAAAACUUCGUCAAGACGAGGACCAUCAGUCUGAUAUAGAUAGUGACUUUUCAGAAAGUAUUCAAAAGAGCUCAACGAAAUUGGAUGAUUCUGAUGAGGAAUGUAACAGUGUAACAAGUGGCGCGAAAGUUACAUCAGAUGUGUCUAAAAAACAAGUGGGGAAAAAAACCGUUCCGUCUGACGACAAAGACACUUUGAACAAUCUGAAGAAAAAUGUAUGUGGAGCACCAACAGAAGAUCCAAGUACAACAAUGCCAAUUGAUGACAUUAGUCUGGAGCAACCAAAGAAACGUGGUAGGCCACCUAGAAGUAAACCACUACACUCAUCCCCUGAGCAAAUUAAAAAAAGAGCAAAACCAAAAUUGUUGGGCCCAAAAUGUGCUCAAGAACGCGCUCGAAAUAUGCUUCUGAAGAAGAAUAAUGUAGCUGUCCCAAGAACAGAACUUCAAAUAAUUGGCCCAGGGGGCUUAGUUUUCAUGCGAAAAAGCGCCGAACAGCCAAAGCAAAAGCUUUGUGACACUGAUUCUCUACAUGAAAGCGAUUUGAAAUCGGAUAUUCCAUUGAAGGAGGAAGUAAGCUCUACCACUGAAAAGUACACUUGUGACAAAGACAGUCAGUCUGUUAUGAAACCAGAUAUAUCCUUUAGCUUGGAAAAUAAAAAUAAUGCUGAAAGUAUUGUUAAAUCUACGCAAAUGUCGAUUGAUACAAAGGAAAAUGUUGUUCCUCCGAAGGCAGAAGGUUUUGAAAACGAAGCAAAAUUUGACAUCUCAAAAACAGAGGAAUCUCUCAAUCCAUUGGACAUUCCGAUCUCAGUAAAACUCAUUGACACCCAGUCUGAUUCCAAUUCCGUAAUAAAAGAUGAUGUUUCAGACAAGGAUCAUAAGUUGUGUAAGGAAAACAUCGUAAACGAUGUGUCUUUGGCUGAAAGUAGCGUUUCAGACUGUGAAUUAAAGAAGCCUACAUUAGAGUCCGAAAUCCGUGGUGUCAGAAUGGAAGGAAUUUUACCAGAGCCAGAUGAUCCUACAUCGGGUUCUCUGACCGUUAUUCACUCACAAAAAUGCGGAAGUGCUGUUUCGGAACGAAUUGAACAAGAACAGCAAAUAACGUCUUCGAAUGCACUUGACAACACUGAUAACACGUGCAUAGAAUCUAACAUUGAAAAACACGAAGAGAGUCUAUGUGCAAAAGACCAAGAAAUCAACAAAGCGGACAUAUCCAGCGGUAUGCAUGAUUCUUCGAAUUUGACACCCUUACCAAACAACCUGAAAGAAACUGACAAUGAAAGUCAUUCAAAAACAGUUGAAAAGGAAAGCAGUGAUUCUCUGAAAGAUUCAAACCAAACGCAAGAUAUGAUUGAUGAUAAAACGACUGAUUUGGACGUCAAUCACAUGCAAACAGCGGCUAUUGAAAAUCAGGAAACCAGUUGUAAUGAAGCAGAUCGAAACACAACUUUAGAUGUUUCAUUGGAAAGUAAUGAGGUUGACAUGUACAACUCUGCACCACAGUGUACCGAAGACACCUGCAAGAGAAAGGAGGAUACUGAUGGUAAAAUUGGGAAAUUGAGUCCGUUAUCAGAUGACGAUCGCUCAGACAACAAAGUUGAAGGUGAAAAGAAACUAAACGUUAAACGAGAAUUCCAAUUGCGACAAAAAGCAUCAAGAUCACCACUUGAAAUAAUUGCCAUGCGGCAGAGUCAGGAAGAAAGGCAAUAUAUAUUAGAGCAAACCCAAAAGGCAAUGAGACGUGAAGAAAAACAGAAGAAAAUGAGAGAAAAGAUAAAGAAAAUAGAAAGUGAAAACAUGGAGAAAAAAGAGGAGAGAAAAAAAGACGAGAAAACUAAAGUUGCAGAACUUAAUCCAGACGAGAAACAGGAUAAAGAAGACGAUAUUGAUGAAAUGAAAGUACCAAAAGAAAAAAGCGAAAACAAUUUUGUAGAAGAACAAAUAGAUACAGAGAAUGAGCAGAAAAAAAUGACUUUGGAGCAUCCGGAUUGUAAGGCGUGUUCUGUUGUACUUAUAGACUUUGUUAAAUAUCUGAAAAUGACCAACAGUUCAUAUAGUGUGGAGUCUGGUUCUGUGAUGGAGGAAUGGGAAACUAUUGAAGACACCGAAACAACUCUUUCUGAGGGAAGUGCAGAAAGCAGCGUUCAGGAAGAAACACAGGAAACUGAAUUACUGCCAAAAAUGCCUGAAGAGGAGCCGAAUGAACUUGCGGAUGUGCCAUUAAAGAGCGAUGAUGAUGACAAAAGUAGCAAUAAAGUUGAUGAGAACAAACCAGUUAAGAAAAAGAGGAAACCCUCUGCAAGAAAGCAGGCACGACCAGUGACGUACAGUGCACAGUUGACAGCAGAAAUUGUGUCAAAUCCUUUUUUCACUGGAGACGAGACACAAACUGUUCCACCACUUCGCCUAAAAAUUAAACAAAAUAUAAUAGCCAAACCAAAACCAAGGUCAAAGAAAGGCAUGAAAUUCACGGUCAAGAAGCGACGCACAGCUAGAAAGGGAAUGCGGCCUGAAAAGGGAUUACCUAAAAUGGGUUUAUUUCUCGAUGGAACUGACGCUACUGCUGAAAGUUCAUCUGGUAAGAAAACUGAUAUAGGGAAAAACAGUUUUGAGAAAAACUUAGUGGAAUUUUAUCAGAAUAACGGAAAUGAACAGAAAAUGAAGGCGCACAGAAAACAAAGGCAUGCCAAAACUACCAAUCAGUUCUCCUUUGAAACCAUCAACGACGAAGAAACUGCGUUGUCAAAGCAACCACAUUCCGUCAAUUCAGAUGGCGGCAACACAACAGCUUUCCAAUGUACGCACGAUUCAUGUGGAUUUGUGUCGGAAACAAAACGCGUUAUGGAGUCUCAUGUCUAUGUACAUUUGAAAAACAUUCCGUUUAGAUGUGUGCAUUGUAAUCAAGUGUUUCAAUCACGAGGACUCACUUUUCUUCACAUGCGAAGUACACAUCCUGAUCUAGAUGCUAGGAUGGAAGCUGCAGAAAAAGUGGAGGAAAGUCUUUACUACAAAGAAAUAAAAAAUACUUCCCUUAGUUCCAUGCAAUCGCCGUCUAGAGAAACAACAGUAAUUGAUUCGUCACUAAAUGCGGUCGCCCCGUUGUCAACUACUUCAGCAACAACAACAGGGUGCUACUGCUGCAGUCAUUGUGAUUUUUCGGCACCAACUCAACAGGACAUUUUAACUCAUAUUCAUGCAUUCCAUAGUAAUGACAUCGAGUAUACUUGUACUUUGUGCAAUAUGACAAUACCGGGCUCCAAAGAAGGGAUACCAAAUCAUUUUGCAAAGGCUCAUCCGAAUCAACCUGUCACUUACAAAUGCUUGCCUGAAUUUUAUGAUGUAACAAAAACCCAACACAAUGCGGGCAACGGUGACAAAGGAAACAUCUUCGACAGAAUGAAUGACCUAUUUACUACCGAUCAACAAGGAUCACAUGAUGGUAGGUCGCAUGUUCAAAAAACCAGUGCUGAAGCUGAUAGUACAACUGCCGAAAUGGAGGAUUCUUCGAGAAAGGAAGAAAUAGUGGACGGUAUUGAAGAAUUGGGUAAAACCUACCAGUCUAAUUUGGGACAGACACCAAAUCAAAACAGCAAUAUUCAAGGAAUCCCCAUUGUCUACGCAGCCAUGCAGACCAUUGCUGGACCUACAAGCGUACCGCUCGUGGCAACGGGAAUGGGUAUUCAGCAGCCACUAAUUUUCCAACAGGACCCUUCUCCUGAAAACAACGACAUGGGCUUAAAAAUCGUAGAUGUUGUGAGUUUAGCAAACACGUGGAAUCAACAAUCUGAACAAAGACAGGAGAAAUCCAAUAAUGUACCACCUGUUGAGCACGCUGUGUCAAACAUCAUACCACCUAGGGAAGGUGAACAACCGAAUUUGCCAAACAAUCAAUCUCACGCAGAUCCUCAACAUGCUCUGCUCCAGAUGCAGUACGAACAACGCCAAAAACAGCAUCGCCUCCAUCAAAAACAGCAGCAGCAGCAAGGCGUUAAGGGUAGCGAGAAACAUGAUAGUUUUGGGACAACUUAUAAGUGUGAAAAGUGCAAUGUUCAUGCUCCUAUACUUUCGGCUAUGGUGGAACAUUUACGAGUAACCCACAAAGACAUACAGCGACUAUUCUUGUGCCCGUAUUGUAGACAAUACGAAGGUUCAAACGAACCUGAAAUCCAUCGGCAUAUUAAACAGUUUCAUCAGACACCUGACCAGAAAAGUCCUCCAGUGGCUCUUUCAAGCGCAGCGAAGAAACAUCUAAGAACAAUCCAGGUACCAGUUGACGCCGAUGCAAAGAAGGUCGGGGAUAAAUAUGUUGUGGAAAAAGACAUAUAUAAGUGUUUGAAAUGUCAAAAACAUAUGCCGUCUUUGAAUUUUAUUUAUGACCAUCUUGAAAAGACUCAUCAUGAAGUAUUUGUGUAUGUGUGCCCUUAUUGUAAAAUUUUCAAAGCCAAGACAGAAGCUCAGGUGUUUCAUCACAUAAAGAAUGAACACAAAAAAUGCACCGAAGAUAUCAUGCUUUCCCUUGCUAUAGAGGAGAAUUUAUUUACAAGAGUGCAGUCAUUGGUUAAAGAAAAACCGAAUCGUCCUACACAUGCACAAAAGUCUCAACAAGCAGCUAAGCUUUCUGUAAAAGGGGUUAAUGAUGCUGAAGAUGAAGUGAUUGUAGUCGGCGAGAGUCACAAACACGGUGGAUUUAAUAUGACCUCCCAACCCAAACCGAUGCAGCCUAACAUACCAACAGCUCAGCAAUCACGUAUGAGGAUGCCUAAGCAGAACUCACCUAUGCAGAAUGCACAUCCACCACCAGCACAUUUUCAAAGUAAAUCUUCUCUUCGGAAAUCAACACCGCACCAUAUUCCACCACAGUCACAAAACUCGGAAAAAGAAGCAUUUGACCAUCAGAAUUAUCAGCAAUUUAACAUUCCACGCAAUAGGCACGGUUCAGCACCUCUUAGAAUGACCCAGUCGUCAACGGUACCUCCUCCGUUAAUGAGGGCUCCACCCCCUUUACUUCGUUUUACCUCUGACGGAAAUGUAGGUCAUGUGCAAAAUCCAAGAACUGUAAUGAAUGCGUAUGCAAGUCAAUCAUCUGGGAAUGUUCCUGGCAAUCCACCCUUUUCGCUUCCAAGUCAAAGAGUUGUUUCCCAGCAACAUGGUCAGCAUCUUUCUACAACUAAUGCUGUUGCUUCGCAAGACCGACAUGUAGUAAGUGCCGCUAGUCAGCUGUCUACUGCACGUCCUGUUCUUCGUGUCCCUUCCGUAGCAACGCAUUUGCAACAACAACGACCUGAUAGCAACAUGAGAAUGUCUCCAUACCAAGAUUUUAACCGUAGCCCUGGUCCUAUAACUACCGUCAACAGGAAAGGAGAUGGAUAUGCUCCAUUAGACUUGAGUAAAUCUCCUGCCCCUCCGAGUCAAACAAAAGACUGUAAUGACGAAGGAGAUGAUCUUCCACCAGAUGCAUUCCAAAUUUUUAAUCUUCGUCCUGCUUCACAACAGGUUCGUCCGCCGAUUGUGCAACAACAGAUGCCUCGUAUGCCAGUUCGGAAUAUGGCGCCGGCCGCAUUUCAGGCACGAUUUCGCCAGCAGAUGCAGAUGCAACAGCAGAUGAAUAGAAUGUCUCCUCACAUGGUUAGAUCUGCAAGACAGCGCCAGCCUAUGAUGAAUAGACCUCCGCCUUAUACUCGGACUCCGAGGCAUUCAAGGAGUGUACCGAGACAUUACACGCCACGCACCGCUAUUAACCAGGCUAUGCCAAACGUUUUGCCCCGUAAGGAAGUGCCCGCACCAAUCCAAUCAGAUUUAUUGAUAAAGGAUGGACGAGACAUGGGAGGAUUGGGGCAGUUGCGGGUAUUUAAAUGUCCAUAUUGUCCCGAUGUUGUCCCUCUUGGUAUGGGAGAAGUUGCUCCACAUAUUGAAAAAGUGCAUCCCGGACAUUCCAUAGUGUUUAUGAAAAUAGACAAAUAAUUGUUUGGACCUUGCCUGUAGUGAAAAAGAUAUAACAUAUAUUGUAUAACGCAAAAUGACAUGCGUAGCAUUAUACAGUUUGUUUUUGUUGUUCUUGUUGUGACAUUGCAAUAUUCUUCUUUCACUGAAUGCAAAUAACCAACAUUAUUUGAUUGAUCUCUCAUUCAUUUAGGACUCAUUUUAUACAGAUCUGUUGGAUAUCCGGUUUUUAAUUGUACAUUGAUGUGUGUUAAGUGAGACCAUUUGACACUGCAGUUUUGUUUUACUCCUAAAUGAGGAGUUGCUUCAAAGUUUGUGAGUAAUAUACUUUCUUUUUUUCCUUUUUUUAUCUUGAAGGAUUUCAUUCAAACAUACAUAAAAUGUAUAUAUGUAUAUUAGACUUAAACGCUGCCAAUGAUGUAUAAAGUAUGCAAAGUCAGUUUUUAUCUUUCACUUAUGAUUAAAUUUCUAAUUAGGAUCUGGAAUAAGGAAUAUAUAAGAAGGUUAUUUAAUCAAAAUGUAUGCAUAUUUCAAUAUCAUAUUUUAAAAUAUGCAUACCUAACAGCAUGCAAUAUACAAAGAAGUAUUAAAAAAGUUUGCCGUUGGUACUUGUAACAUAAUAUCAUAAUAUGAAACUCUAAAAACUAUUUUUAGAUUAUAAAAUGAUACAAAUUAGGAGUACAAUCUCAACUGAAAAGCUUAUUAAUUAUAUAUAGAUUAUACUAUUUAAUGAGUAUUCUUUGCUUUAUUUUAUGCCAAGUGAUGCAAUAUUAUUUUCCUCUUUCAUUUAAUCAUCGAAGCAAAAAUGCAAGACUGUUAGUGUAUUGCAAAGCGUGGAUACUAUGACGUCAACGAUGACUACACUUUGAUUUGGAGGAUGUGCAUCAAGUGCAAAAUGUAAGCACGCCUUUUGUAUCGAUAUCGGUUGCAUUAAUAAUACGCAUCGGUUAGUACAUUUUUGACAAUCUUUUAUUUUUUAAGAAUCAACAAUCAAUAGUUUUGUUAUCUAGAAGGUACCUAGCGAAUGCCUAUUGGGGAAUUGGUCAUCUUUUUCAUAAUAUAUCGGCAAAUUUCAAAAGAGAAUAUUCCAAUUCCUGGUCAUUAAACCAACACUUCAUUACAAAGCGUUUACUAAGAUAUUUAAAAAAAAAAUCGUUUAGAAUGACCUUUGAUUAUGAAUAUUUUCAGGCCAUAGAAAUCCUCAUUUGAUGCAUGUUGUUUGAGUUAGUUAAGUCGCUUCAAAAUGUAGAAAUUGCAAGUAAAUGUAACAACAUGUGCAUUUCAAACAAUUUUGUCUCGCGGUAAUACUAGGAGUUUUUCCGUCGGCAUUGAUUCCAACGUUAGAACUGCAAAAUUAUUACAAAAUUACUACAUACAUUAUAUAUUGUUAUAUCACAGUGUGUAUAAUUAAGAUCAUGGCAUAGAGAUUUUGGAUCGUAUAAUUUUUGGAUAAAACUUAAGUAUUAUUGAGUUGUAUAAUUGACGAUAAACCCUUCGGUAAUUGUCAAAUUAAAUUUUGAUAGAUCUUAAUAUUUUCAAAAAGGAAACAAACGGUGAGCGAUAUUUUUUUCUGUUACUUAAACAGAUCUGAAAAUUCAUCAAUGUGAAUAGUCCAAAUUGCGAAUAGAGAAAAAAAAUUAUGUUCAUAGUUGUAAAAUAUUUUUUUUUUGUGUUUAUAUGUUAGUUUUCAUUUUAAAAAAUGGAAAUCAUUUUAACGCAAGCCUUCACACCAAAAUGUUUUGGAAAUGUAAAAGACAAAUUGCCAAACCUGUACUGACGAUGACCUCGAUGUCGGUAAUUCUCGCUUACACUGCCUACUGUUCAGUGAAAAAUGUGUUAUGUCGCCGUGUGAUAGAUUGAUGUUGGCAAGGUAGAAUAUUCCUUCCGUACUGGUUCAGUACACGCUGUUUGGUGUCAAUACACAUCUUAUUGUUAUAAAUCGUAUCUAUUUUUGUAAGGAUAAUAGAAAGUAAACGUUUUAAACGUUGCAUAUCACUGGCAUCCACUCUUUUUGUUAUAGUUCAUAAAACAUCCUUUCAAGUAAAAUGAUGCUAAUAGUCGGGGCUUACAAAUAAAAAAAAAGCCAAGUAUGUAUGGAAAUCUGUUGCAAAGUAAGUAGAAUCCUAAAACUUUGUAUGGUUGUGUAUUUAUUCUUGUGAAUAAGGGCAAAGUUUUUGUGUGAAUUAACAAAUGUUUUUUUUUCAAAGUUGUUAGUGCUAUAUGAAUCAGGCGUAUGAUUUUCCUCGUGUUUAACAGUUUUUUUGUAUUAUUUAACGUUGUAGUAGCAAAGCGACUAAAAUAUAUGUCAUUUUAUACCAACGCUAAAGAACAGAUGAUUGAAAUAAAUGUACAUGGAAUGAAUGGUUUGAUAAAAAGUGAGAGAUUGUUAUGUGAUACUCCUUGUACAGACACACAAUUUGUAAAGAAUGAACAUGUCAAUUAAAAAUGUUUUAGUAUA